This is a messenger RNA of Carya illinoinensis, 720 nucleotides long. Its product is annotated as protein FAR1-RELATED SEQUENCE 1-like. Bases 1 to 720 code for a protein of 239 amino acids. Lineage: Eukaryota; Viridiplantae; Streptophyta; Magnoliopsida; Fagales; Juglandaceae. The transcript has 4 exons. Gene Ontology annotation, molecular function: zinc ion binding. The record is from RefSeq and is a predicted model, not a curated record.
AUGUAUUUUGAGCGGGUAGAGGUGGAGACCACAGCUGAUUUCAACUCCAGCAAUGAAAUGAUCCCCUGUGUUUCACCUUUCAACUUUGAAAAGCAGUUUCAGCGUGUAUACACAAAUUCAAAGUUUAAAGAGUUCCAAAAAGAGUUGAUGGGCCUCAUGUGUUAUAAUUGUACACUGGUGAGCGAGCAGGGGUGCAUAUCAACUUUUGAUAUACUGGAUGAAAUCCAAGUUGAUGACUUCACAAAAAUGGUUCACUACACACUUUACUAUAACCAUGAGGAGUGCGAGUUAAAAUGCACAUGUGCAUUAUUUGAGAUGCGGGGCAUCAUAUGUAGACAUGCACUUCGAGUUUGCCAAUUCAAGAGGAUUAAUGUGCUUCCAGAUAAAUAUGUCUUGGAUCGCUGGAGGAAAGACGAGAAGAGGAGAUACACAGUGAUCCAAAGUAGUUAUGAUGACUAUCGGGCAAGUGGAGACACAUGGAGGUAUGAGAUGGUGGUUAAAAGAUGCAUGAAACUAGCAACAAAAAUAUCUCCAAGUGAGAAGCAUGUCAAUGCUUUCUUGCGAUACGUCGAUGAGUUUGAUUCGAUGUGUGAUGAUAUAACUUUGGGUUCGAAGUCCGACUCAACAAAGACUUCACAGAAAAUAUUUGAUGAUGAAAUACAAAACAGUAACGUCACACAAACGAUGGCUUCGGGACUUGAGAUAAGAAAGCCAUCUUGA